Molecule: messenger RNA, 1392 nt
Organism: Odobenus rosmarus divergens (Pacific walrus)
Lineage: Eukaryota; Metazoa; Chordata; Mammalia; Carnivora; Odobenidae
Gene: AQP1
Product: aquaporin 1 (Colton blood group)
Exons: 4
Coding region: 52-867 (271 amino acids)
Biological process (GO): hyperosmotic response; renal water transport; carbon dioxide transmembrane transport
Cellular component (GO): membrane
Molecular function (GO): glycerol transmembrane transporter activity; carbon dioxide transmembrane transporter activity; water channel activity
Source: RefSeq, a predicted model, not a curated record
CAGAGGGAGUGGAGCACCAGGCAGCGGUCUCCAGCCGAGCCCCCUGCCAGCAUGGCCAGCGAGUUCAAGAAGAAGCUCUUCUGGAGGGCGGUGGUGGCCGAGUUCCUGGCCAUGACCCUCUUCAUCUUCAUCAGCAUCGGUUCCGCCCUGGGCUUCAAUUACCCGGUGAAGAACAACCAGACAGCAGGUGCGGCCCAGGAUAAUGUGAAGGUGUCACUGGCCUUCGGGCUGAGCAUCGCCACCCUCGCCCAGAGCGUGGGCCACAUUAGCGGCGCCCACCUCAACCCGGCCGUCACGCUGGGGCUGUUGCUCAGCUGCCAGAUCAGCAUCCUCAGGGCUGUCAUGUACAUCCUUGCGCAGUGCAUGGGGGCCAUCGUGGCCACCGCCAUCCUCUCGGGCAUCACCUCCGCCCUGCCAGACAACUCGCUCGGCCGAAACGAGCUGGCCCCUGGUGUGAACUCUGGUCAGGGCUUGGGCAUCGAAAUCAUCGGCACCCUGCAGCUGGUGCUCUGUGUGCUGGCCACCACUGACAGGAGGCGCCGGGACCUCGGGGGCUCGGGCCCUCUCGCCAUCGGCCUCUCUGUGGCCCUGGGACACCUGCUGGCGAUUGACUACACAGGCUGCAGUAUUAACCCCGCCCGGUCCUUCGGCUCCUCCGUGAUCACGCAUAACUUCAAGGACCACUGGGUUUUCUGGGUGGGGCCGUUCAUCGGGGGGGCCCUGGCCGUGCUCAUCUACGACUUCAUCCUGGCCCCACGCAGCAGCGACCUCACGGACCGCGUGAAGGUGUGGACCAGCGGCCAGGUGGAGGAGUACGACCUGGACGGCGACGACAUCAACUCGAGGGUGGAGAUGAAGCCCAAAUAGAGAGGCUCUGGCCCGGGCACCCCCGUGGGGGCGGGGCAGGGGCGGGCGGAGGGCGGGGAGGGUGAAAUCAUGUUGUAGACACUCUGACAAGCUGGCCACCGUCACUUCCCAAAGAUCCUCCAGAACUGUGUGGUCAAGCCUGGUUCGGGGCUGUUUCUAUCACUUUCUUUCUCUGUCUCUGUUUCCUGGCCCCAGGGCUUCCUGGGGACCACGACUGACCAAUCACUCACUCCCUUGAAGCCACAGAGGAAGUGAAAGAGAGGGACCCACCCUGCUAAGCUGUCCCCUCAGAGUGUGACGGAAGGUGUGCCAGGAAGUCCCUCAUCCCAGAGCUGCUGCACAGCUCAUCGGCUGCAGGGGUCUGGGGCGCCACCGUUAUUGCUUUGUGCCUUUGGGCGUGGCCCUCCUUCUUCUGGAACAUGCCCUCUGCCCCCAAGGGUGCUCUGAGGGGAAGAGAUGGCAGGAGGUGCAUGGUCGGAGGCAAGCGGCAGGCCGGCUUCGUUCCCGCAGUUUGGCUCGCCUCCA